GUUCUGAUAUCGGAUCUACUAAGCGUGUUUAAGCAAGCGUAGGAAAACAUAUUAAAUACGAUCAUAUUUCUGUAGUGACUAAAUAAGUAGAACGAACGUUUAAAUAUAACUCUUAGGUCAUUGAUUAAGUGUUUUUAAUUUUGUUAUCAUAAGGUGAACUGAUAAGUGUUUGUCACAUGUAAUAAGGUAGUUAUACAGACGGACAUUAGUUUCACAGGUUUCGAGGAUACCUUUUUUGUGCUUUAGAAAAUGUCGGACACAGAGAAGAUCAUGCAGGGAAUCGAUGAUGUGGACGCUAGGGCGUUUGUUUCUAAGUUAAUGUGUGGAAUAAUGCGAAUUGGGAGAGGUGCCCCUAGCUUUGAUGACGUCACGAUGGAAGAUAUAGAAAACGAAGAUUUCUAUCGCCGUGAGCCGAAAAUAACGAGGAAAGAAAUGCUCUCGGACGUGUACAAGAUGGAUUACGAGAAGCGUGGCAAAGCCAUUGUGAUAAACAACAAGAACUUUACGCCUGAUAUGGUCAGACGUGGUUAUGGUGUCCGUACCGGUACUGAUAUCGACUGCACACGUAUUUGCAAACGUCUAGAAAUAUUAGGGUUUGACGUUGACCGUCGCCACGACGCUACGUGUUUUGAAAUAAAAGAAGCGUUCGCUUUAGCAGCUCAGGAAGAUCAUAGUGAUGAAGAUUGUUUUGUUGGAGUGUUGCUCAGCCAUGGCGAAGAAGAUAAAAUCUGUGGUACAGACGGUACAGUCGAACUCCAGGACAUUUUUACGUACUUCAAGGGGAACAAUUGCAACACACUAGCUGGAAAGCCAAAACUCUUUUUCAUUCAAGCUUGCCGAGGCCAUAAAUUUGACUCUGGCCAAAAUUUAAACACUAUAGACGCGAAAAGGGGUUACGACGAUGCCUUUGAAAAGGCAGAAGACAUCCGAAUCCCAAACGAGGCUGACUUCCUGUUGUCAUAUUCGACAGUACCCGGCUUCUAUUCUUGGCGCAAUUCAACAAACGGUUCGUGGUAUAUUCAGGGGCUGGUUCAUGUUCUCGAUCAGUAUGGUACCACACUUGAAGUCCAAAAGCUACUUACAAAGCUGAACAAAAUUGUUGCAUACCAGGAUAAAUUCAUGUCAAAUACAAAUGACCCUUCAAUGCACGGAAAGAAACAAAUCCCGUCGUUUACAUCCAUGCUUACUAAGGACCUCUACUUUCUACCAAAGCAACAAUAGAAAAUCAACAUGAGUAUGUGCUUGGUGGUUUACCAAUCAUUGAUCAGUAUGUUUAUUUUGGAAACUAUGAAACCAAUAUAUCGAUAAGAAUCGCUGUUUGACAAUGUUUAAGUGCCAAUGCUUAAGUAAAAAGUGGAACCUAGACUGUACAUACCAUAAUGGUUCAAUACACAGAUGUUUGCCAUUAUGAAAUAACACAUGCCAUGCACCAAGUAUUAAGUUUCUUAUUUAAAGUGUCUUAAAUUGCCUAAAGAUUUUAGUAGGCAUGAACAUUGUUUGUGUUUUUGUAUGAAAGUAUUUUUGUAUUGCUAGAGUUUAUUCUUCAAAUAAUACAUUAACUUAUAAGUAUACAAGUAUCAUUCCACGUGAUAGGUUCAAACACUUAUUAUCUAACAAUUUUAUAUUCAUUCUUUAAAUUUAAUAUUUAAAUGUAUUCCUAUAUAUAUUUACAAUUCAUCCUGACGUGUGAUUAGUAACAAGUGCAUUAAUUAAAAAUAAUUCAUUCAUCUUAGCAGUAAAUAUAUAUGUAACUCAUUGUUCCCAAUUUCGAUGAUUAGUAUUUGUUUAUAAAGUACUUUAUAUCAUUCCAUUGCUAUUUGACAUCCACCCAAAAACAUACGGACUUUUUUUAUUUUAUUUAUAACUGCUUUGUUAUUGAUAAAAAUAAUACUAAUGGCAAAUAGUUUAAAUUAAUAUGUCCAUUAUUAUCUAUUUUAUUUUUAAUACUCGUAUGUAUGAAGAAUAAAAAUAAGCUGAUUAAACAA
Messenger RNA from Mya arenaria, 1985 nucleotides. Its product is annotated as caspase-3-like. The transcript has 3 exons. Gene Ontology annotation, biological process: proteolysis; apoptotic process. The record is from RefSeq and is a predicted model, not a curated record. Bases 250 to 1221 code for a protein of 323 amino acids. Gene Ontology annotation, cellular component: cytoplasm. Lineage: Eukaryota; Metazoa; Mollusca; Bivalvia; Myida; Myidae.